AGUGUGACGGUCUUUAAUUGUUAACGACUAUAUUUGAGAAGAUUUUGUUUAACAUCCUAAACCUUGACAACCGCCUGAGGUUGGCGGGGGAGGAGGAGCUGCAGUCUGUGAGGAGCAGGCGGGACGCGCGGCACGAGGACACGUCACGUCCAUCCAAUCAGCGUCAGACUCUUGAUAUCACGUGACCCCGACAGCUUUUAUAAGGUCUGGCGCGAGAGGGCCUUUGCUUCCUCCGUGCUGCUGCUGACGUAGAGGUUGACACAGAAGGAUGGACCAGCAGACUUCAACGGUGGAGCCGGGUAUCCCACCCGUGAAGAAUGACUCAUGGGGCUUGAUGGAGGCAGAGGAGCCAGGAGACAUGAUGUCGCAACCACUGUGGCGCACUGUCACACUUGGUGUCAUCCAGUUCAUGGUUGUCAUCCUGACAGUCACUGGCAACAUGCUGGUUCUGAUAGCGGUGGCUCGCACCAAGCGCCUCCAGACGAUCUUCAACAUGUACAUCGUCAACCUGGCCUUGACCGACAUCAUGGUGGCCUUGACCGCAAUGACCUUUUACAGCACAGAGACUACCCUGGGUUACUGGCCCUUCGGCGAGUUCAUGUGCGGCGUCUGGAUCUUCUUCGACUACGGCAUGACCUUCGCCUCCGUCUUCAACCUCCUCGUCAUCUCCGUGGACAGACUGUGGUCAGUGAUGUGGAGCGUGCACUACCACGUGCACAGGACCAAGAAAACAACCGCCAUCACCAUCGCUGGCAUCUGGCUGGUGGUCCUGUUCCUAUGGUUACCGCCCUGCAUCGUGGAUCGUGUGAGGCACAGCCGCCCGGGGGAGUGCAUGUGGUCCCCGCACAACAGGGAGUUCGUGGUGGUCAUCGCUGUGGUGGGUCACCACGGGUCGUGCGUCGUCAUCCUCACCUGCUACUUCGCUGUCUUCCUGGUGCUGAGGGCACGGACUCGCUCCAUCCUGCCAUCCAGACACGCCCCCAGGCCUAGUCACGUGACAACAUCUCAGAACAAGUUACCGAGAAGAGCGGAGACAUCCCAAGACAGAGUGUCGGCCGACACUUCACAGUUCGCUCCACGUCAGUCUGCCUGUCCACCCGGGGUCAGAUCCGUCUCCAUCAACGUCUGUGACACAAGGGUUGGCGACGUAGAAAGGUCAAGGCUUUCUGAGCAGGUCACCGAGUCUGGGUCAAUGACCGCAGAAUUACCUGCAGACGACCUCCCGAGCGAUGACCACUUGCAGUCGCGGGGUAGCGACCUGCCACCCAGACAGAGAGAAGCUGGAGUGGGCCACCCUGGAACCAGAGAUGGGGAACAACUCGCACCUAAUUCUCUCCCUUUCUCCGCCUUUGGUUUGCUUGGUCGCAGGGAGGUAACUCUUCACAGCCGCCAUUUUACGGCCACGUCAUCACAGCCACCAACAGCAACGGUUGGAAACAGACUUUGCGAUGAUUCUACAAACAUCCCACCCGACCAUCAAGAUCUUUCAGCAAAUGAGACCUCAGAGUUGUUUCCCAUGACACGUGCCUGCUCUCCUGUCACAGCGCCCUCCAGCGGACCCCAGAAAGGUUCCAGGGGGAGAGAGACACGAGCGUUCAUAAUCCUCACCCACAUUGUGGCCGGCUUCGUGGUCUGCUGGCUGCCUUUUCACCUGGUCUUUGAUCUCACCGCCGUUCGUCCGGAGCUGGUGCCGGAUGUGGUGUACUCGGUGACCUUUUGGCUGACCUACGUGAACUCGGCAAUCAACCCAAUUCUCUACAACUUCUCAAGCUCGGACUUCCGACGUGCUUUUAGAGAAAUGCUUUGUAGGACAUGAACGCAACUGGCACCAGUGAGGUAGGCGCCUCACUUUCACACACACACACACAGACACACACAUACAGACACAGACA
Pomacea canaliculata is the source of this 1892-nucleotide messenger RNA. Its product is annotated as alpha-2A adrenergic receptor-like. The record is from RefSeq and is a predicted model, not a curated record. Gene Ontology annotation, biological process: adenylate cyclase-activating adrenergic receptor signaling pathway. Gene Ontology annotation, molecular function: G protein-coupled receptor activity. Gene Ontology annotation, cellular component: membrane. Lineage: Eukaryota; Metazoa; Mollusca; Gastropoda; Architaenioglossa; Ampullariidae.